Monosiga brevicollis MX1 is the source of this 3269-nucleotide messenger RNA. RefSeq lists its product as uncharacterized. The record is from RefSeq and is a predicted model, not a curated record. NCBI's taxonomy places the organism in Eukaryota, Choanoflagellata, Craspedida, Salpingoecidae. The coding region runs from base 144 to 3269 and encodes 1041 amino acids. Gene Ontology annotation, molecular function: RNA helicase activity; nucleic acid binding; ATP binding. Gene Ontology annotation, cellular component: nucleolus. The transcript has 15 exons.
CAGGGAGCGACACAGAUCUGGGGUGCAGUGAGAAGUGUGUGCGAGCGUGUGGCUGGGUGUAAGCCCCCGGGGUUUUUUUGGUGGUGGUUCAUCUGUGGACUGAGGUGCCUACUCUUGGUGCUUGCUUGAUUUCGAUCAAAGCCAUGGGUAAGUCCAAGAAGCAGACGGCUCGCUCGGCCACCAGCGACUGGACCGUCGUAAACAAGGAGGAAUGGGCGCAGCAGCAGCAGCUACAGCAGGCCGAAGCAGAGCUCGAAGAGCAGACCUCGAAGCUUGAAGCGCCACGACGACUGACCAAGCGCGACAAGCGUCGCGGCGCCCAACGCGUGCGCCGUGCUGGCUGGAACCUGGUGGACGUGCCGGAAGAAACCAUGUGGAACUUCUCUCAAGAGGGUUUUUGCCGGUUGGAGGAACUGGAUGGCAACCUGAUUGACGAGUAUCAGAAUGGCGUGCUUGCCAUCAACUCAGAAGCGCCCGCAACCGAACCGUCUGCCGCCGACCCCGAAGCAGCCGAUCCAUCAGAGAAGAAGAAGAAGAAGAAGAAGCGCAAAUCCAAGAGCAAGAAAGUCGAUGCUCAAGAGGACGCAUCGGCCGAUCCUGAAGGACUGAAUGUCAUUCAAGCUGACGUCGUCGAUGCCCACACCCUGAAGGACCAGGUUGCUCAGAAGACCCGCACCAAGAAAGGCAAGGCCGCGGCUAAGCGUGCCGGUGCCUCUUCUGACCUUUCCGACAACGGCCAAGCGCAGCCAUCAGAGGCUCACUCUCGUCCAGCCAAGAAAAGCAAGUCCAUCGAGCCAUCCGACAUGGAUGACGAAGACGACCACGACGAUGCGCCUUCAGGUAAGCUGUCGACCACCCGCGAAUCUACAGACAAAAAGAAAAGGACUGACACCACCGAGCACCACCGCACCCCCCACCUCGAGCUUGGUCGUUUCAUGGACCUGACGCCCGUUGUCGGCAUGUGUACACCAGAAGACGUUACAACCUCUCAGCCACUGGCCGACGAAGACCUGGCCGCUUGGACCGUGCUUCAGCUUGAUCGCGAGCUGGCCGAGGCCGUUGUUCGUCGCGGCUUUACUGCCCCAACUCCCAUCCAGCAAGCCGCCAUCGUGCCUGCUGUUCGUGACUACCGCGAUGUCAUUGCCGCUGCUCCAACGGGCUCGGGCAAAACCCUUGCCUUUGGCCUGCCUGUGCUUCAACACAUUCUCAACCGCCGUGCCAGGGGACGGAGUACCGCGGGCUUGCAAUGCCUUAUUCUUACCCCGACCCGAGAGCUGGCCCUACAACAAUCCCUCUGGCAGAUUCAACAACACCUCAAACCAUUGGCCACCCCACUCUCUGUGCGAGUGACCGCCAUCGUGGGUGGCAUGGCGCUCGUCAAGCAAGAGCGCCUGCUCAAGGCAAAACCUGAGAUUGUGGUCGGAACCCCUGGCCGUCUGUGGGAAAUCAUUCAAUCAGGCCACGUACACUUUGCUCAUUUGGACAGCCUGCGGUUUUUGGUGUUGGACGAAGCAGAUCGUAUGGUCGAGCGUGGACACUUUGCCGAGUUGGACAAGAUCUUGGCUCGCUUACCCCGCCCAACCCAGCCUGCCUUUCCCACAGAGGAAGACGCUUACUUGCAACGUGUGCGCGAGAACGCCCGGCGUGAUGGCACGCCCAAUGUCCAAGAAGUGCCAUCGAAUGUAGAAGAGCCGUCGGCCACCCAAUCUGAUGGUCGCAAGCGCUCCUCCAAAGACAAGCUUGAAGAGGAAGUUCUCAUGGACGUCUUUGGCACCGAGACUGCCGAUGAUCGAAUCACCCAGAUGCUGUUGAAAUUGCGCCGUGAUGGGAUGAGUUUCAUCCCGACGGCCAUGGACCAGGCUCACGACGACAGCGAAGAUGAGGCCGAGGACGCUGAUGAAGCCGUGGAGACGGACGAGGGCGCUGAUAGUGACGACGAGAGCGAUGCGGCUGAGGCAGAGGAUGAUCAUGAGCAGCCCACGGAAGACUCUGACCGUGCGCAACGCAAAACGCCAGCAGCCGACUCGACGCUCACUCAGUUGGAGGACAAGAAGACCCAAGGUCCUGACGAGGUGGAGACUCAGCUGGCUUUGGAGCAGAACAAGGUCAAGCGUCAGACGUUUCUAUUCUCUGCCACGCUUUUGCCCCAGUUUCAGAAGGGAGGACGCAAGGGGCAGCGACAGGCCGGCGGCAAGGGCGCCACCGACACGUCGAUUGAGCGUGCCUUGAGUCGUGUCGUGCAGGCGUGUGGUCUUCGCAAAAGCUUUGCCCAGUUGGACCUGAGCACCCAAAUCAUGGCAGGGGAACAGCGUCUGGCUCGCGGGCUGCAGGAGGUGCGCAUUACCUGUCCCAGCACGGACAAAGAAGUGUAUUUGUACUACUUUUUGCGGCGCUUUCCCGGUCGCACCUUGGUCUUUGUCAACACGAUUGACGUUCUCAAGCGACUCAAGACCGUCCUCGACCUCGUUGGACUCAAUCCACAAGCCCUGCAUGCGCAGAUGCAGCAACGCUUGCUGAACUUUAGGCAACGCUUAAAGUUCCUGGAUCGCUUCAAGGAGCAGGACAACUGCGUGCUGCUCGCUACCGACGUGGCGGCGCGCGGUUUGGACAUUCAGAACGUGCAGUAUGUCGUGCACUAUCAGCUCCCCAAGCAUGCUGACAGCUACGUGCAUCGUGCGGGUCGAACUGCACGUGGCACGGCAGCGGGUCUCAGCGUCGUGUUGCAAAGCCCGGAGGACCAGCAAGCUUACGCCAACAUUCACAAGACGCUGAACCGCACUACGGACAUGCAAGCUUUCCCUGUCGAACUAGGUUUUUUCAAGGGCAUCAAGGCACUCUUGGGCGCAGCCGUCAAGGUGGAGCGUUUGCAGCGCCAAACUAAUAAGCCCAAGAACAAUAACAACUGGUUUGCCAAGGCCGCGCGAGAGAUGGACAUUGAACUGGAUGACGAUCUCUUGGAGGAGGAGUCGGCAGCCUCUCAAAAGACAGCGCAGCAGUUGGCCGACUGCAAGGCACGCCUCAAGACCUUGCUGGGGCAGCCGAUUAUGAUGACGGGUGCCUCACGCCACUACGUCUCUUCGGGCAACGCCGAGCGUGCUUUCUUGACGACCAAACACCACAUGCGCAAGAGCCUGCUCUCUCUCUCUCUCUCUCUUUCUCUCUCUCUCUCUCCCUCUCUCUCUCUCUCUCUCUUUUUUCUCUCUCUCUCUUUCUCUCUCUCUCUUCUCUCUUUCUCAAAGCACGCACGUACCAUGGACUACCAUCUCUGA